AUGGAUGAUGAUGACAAAUUAAUUGAUGAAUUUAGACACAACAAACAUAAUAAUCCAUCUAAUAAAAAGGUAGUCAAAUGUGAACCUAAGAAUUCUAAGAAUAAAAUAGAUUUAAUAACGACCACCAAGUCGACAAUGGUUAUAUGCUUGAACAUGAUCAUGAGAAAUAAAUUUGCCUCUGCCUCCUUCGCUAUCUUAUUUGCAAUGAUGUUUAUGAAAUAUCAGGAAGAGAAGCAUCACUAUUUAAGCAAGUUUAAAUCAUUAGAUGAGAAGGAAUCAUUGUAUUCGAUUCUACAGGUGCCACCAAAAGCAGAUUUUGCUACCAUCAAGUCUAAUUAUAGAAAACUAUCACUCAAAUGGCAUCCGGAUAAAAACCCGGGUUGCGUGGAAUGCCACGAGAAGAUCAAAAAGAUUAGGGAGGCAUUUAAUAUUCUUUCCUCACCUAGACUUAGAGAAGUGUAUGAUAUGGAACAAGGCAAAACAUUUGACAUAAUUUCUUCCAACACUGAAGACAUUGAUUAUUAUAAUUUCAAGAGUGUUGUAAAAGAUUCUGGCAAAUUGUGGCUUGUGCAGAUUUAUUCUGAUGUUGAAGAAUCAUGUAAAGCGUUUGCCCCAAUAUGGGAGGAUUUGGCCAAUAAAUUUAAUGGUCUACUCAAAUUUGGACGUAUUAAUGCUAUGAGAGAUAAAUCAACACUCAAAUUACUACCUAUAAACAUCAAAAUCUAUCCCACCGUACUGUUAUUUGAACCAAACGGAAGUUAUAAGAUUAUGCCAAAAUAUUCUAAUGCCAAUUUGAUAUCAAAGUUUUUAUUUGACAACUUCCCCUCUAAUGUCGCUAUUGUCUCAGAUUAUCAUGCAUUUUUAAAAAAACAUGACCCAAGACCUUCAUUACUUUUCAUAUCUACAUUGUAUAAGGAACCUACAAUAGCGAUUAAAGCUGGAGAAGCAGAGCUUGGCGGAUCUCUUGGAGUUUACUAUUUAUAUACUGACCAUGAGUCGUAUAAGGAAAUUAUUACUAAAAGUGGACAAUCCAACCUAAACCCAGAAUUUCCUCAAGCUUAUAUACUAUUCAGUCCUAAGAUGAAGAAGAUUGUUUACUCCGAGUCGCUCAAUAAUUUGAAGAUAACGAAGAAGUUGACAAAGAAAAUAUUUUCUACAUGUUCAAAACACUCAGUAUUGAGUAUUAACACUGCCAAUCGCGAUUAUCUAUGCCUUCCAGAAAACAAUGAAACUAGAUUUUGCGUCGUUACCAAGAACAAUGUGAUGGAUGAUGUAGUAGGGUUGUCAUCUAUUGAAGAGGAGCACCCAAUACAGGUUGUUAUACAUAGAGGCAGCGGUAUCUUGCCCAGUAUAACUCAUGGGAUGGAUUACAUAUUGGAUAUUAGUAGAGGCAGAUUUUGCGUUCUGGGUAAUAACAGAUAUACCUGCAAUGCACAGGAGGGAUGGCAAGAUGAACUAGCACUCGGUAUAUCAGAUUCGUUGAGUUGGCAUCCUUUACCAUCUCAGUGCAGGACAGGAGACAAGAUAAAUGCGGUUUGGUCUUGCAUGGAGCCAAAUACUAUCGGAAGAUUUUUAUAUACCAUAUUCAGUCCUUUAAGACAGUUAGGUAUAUUGUAA
Molecule: messenger RNA, 1617 nt
Organism: Babesia microti strain RI
Lineage: Eukaryota; Apicomplexa; Aconoidasida; Piroplasmida; Babesiidae
Product: DnaJ homolog subfamily C member 10
Exons: 8
Coding region: 1-1617 (538 amino acids)
Source: RefSeq, a predicted model, not a curated record